Styela clava is the source of this 4430-nucleotide messenger RNA. RefSeq names its product atrial natriuretic peptide receptor 1-like. NCBI's taxonomy places the organism in Eukaryota, Metazoa, Chordata, Ascidiacea, Stolidobranchia, Styelidae. Gene Ontology annotation, cellular component: plasma membrane. The record is from RefSeq and is a predicted model, not a curated record. Gene Ontology annotation, biological process: intracellular signal transduction; cGMP biosynthetic process; protein phosphorylation. Gene Ontology annotation, molecular function: adenylate cyclase activity; guanylate cyclase activity; natriuretic peptide receptor activity.
AAAAUCUAAAAUAAAUAUGUAUUCCAGAAACAGUUUCACAUUUGCUAUUUGUCUAUUUGCUUUUACAAUAAUAAAAGCAAGAUCGUAUGAAAUCAACAAAACAGCAGGCUGCCUAAAUCUAACAAAUGGAAGAAAAUCAAGCGACUGUCAUCAGUCAAUUAUUCCCGUUAACAAUCUCAAAUUAAAAACAUUUAUCAGCGAAAUUGUGAAUGCAAGUUUUAUUCAUGAUGAAGAAGUAAAUUCAACAACAAAAUACGAAAUUAAUAUUUGGGUAACUGUUCCUUUCGACGAUUCCUACAUGUUUUCAAAAAACCACGUCAUGCCAGCUAUUUAUCAAGCACUUGAAGACACAGGAGCAGUUUUAUGUCAAAAUUAUACAAUAAACGGAGGGGAAUAUCCACAGCACACAUGUUUUACUGUUAGCGCAAAUGAUUCGAGAUGUAAUGCCGAUUUUGCCAUGACACAAGCGGUUGACAUUCAAGACAGCAGAAUUAUUGCAGAACAAUGUAAUUCUGUGGAUGUUCUAGCAGGAGUUGAAACUAUGAACGUUUUUAUAGGAAUGACGUGCGAUUACGCAGCGGGUAGAGUAGGCGCUCUUGCUACGAAUUGGGAUUGGCCUUCAAUUUUUCCUGGCACAAGAACAACAAUUUUUGAUAAUAAAAAUCAAGGAUGUUGUGAAACAUUGACGAGAACUGGUCAUACAGCUACUGACAUUGGGAAAUUUGUUGUCCGUAUUUACAAUGAGUAUAACUGGAAUAACUCAUAUGUCAUAUAUUCAUAUAUCACUAAUCACGGCGCACCAGUGGACACAACGACGCGAUCCGACUGUACUACCCUUAUGGGAGGAGUUACAGCGCAGUUCAGAGGACAAGAGGGUUGGCAGAAUGGAAAACAGUAUAACAUUUCAGCGCAAAACGAUGAUAUUGGAGUUAUUAAUAACGCGGAUAAAAUAUUAGAUACCAUAAAAAAUAAUGCUCGUGUCUCGAUUUGGUGUAUUGGAAGAAAAGCGAUGAGGUAUAUAAUGAAUAAAGCAAAGGAAAAGGGAAUGACAGGAGGGGAUUAUGCGUUUCUAUAUCUUGAUAUUUAUAACACAAAUAUUUCAUAUGAGUGGAGCAAUGAAGAUGAUCAAAAUUGUGAAUCAGUGCUGGGAAAUAGUGAUUAUUGCACGAAAGACGUUGGAAAUUCUAGUGAUGGAAUGAGAGCACUUCAAGUAAUUUCACUUCGUCAAUCAAAAACAGAAAAAUAUAAAAACUUCUCAGAUUCUAUGAAAAAGAAAAUGGGAUCCGCGAUAUCGGGUGACGAAGAAUUCGUCAAUCCGUUUCUUGCUCAAUACUACGAUGCAGUAAAACUUCUAGUUGAUGGAGUGAACAAGAGUAUUGAAAAGGGAAAUAUGACUGAUUUAUCAGAUGGGAGAUCAUUUACUCGGCUGCUAUGGAAUAUAACAUUUGAAAGCGUUGAUGGCUUGGUAAAAAUAACUGAAACAGGGGAUAGAGUUAUGGAUUAUACUCUGAUGGAUAUGAACAAUGCGACUCAGAAAUUUCAGGAAGCAGUCGUGUACUAUGGAGAAAAUCAAACGUAUGUAGAAGUUGUACCGAUAGACUGGCCUGGUAAUGAGCCGCCUUUGAACAUACCAGAAUGCGGGUAUACACCUUGCGAAGAACAUCGUGUGUCUAUUCUUGUCAAAGCUCUCAUUGGAACGUUUGCUGUGCUGCUGCUUUGUUUUAUCGUUACUCUUUUCAUCGCGCAUAGACGUAUUGUGAAAGAAAGAAAGUUGCGUAACAUGGCGUGGAGAGUAAAACCAGAAGAAAUUGAUUAUAACAUGAGGCAAAGAAGACAAUCGGAAUCAACAAUAAGUCAAUCCAGCGAAGCCACUGUUACCUCACAUCUUAAUUUACAUGGGCGACAAGUUUUUACUAAGACAGCGCGAUGGAAAAAUCAUUUUGUUGCUGUGAAAGUGUUCCACAGACAGAAAAUUCAACUUGAUAGGAAUAUUCUAGUCGAACUGCAAACGAUGUUAUCUCUGGAACACGAACAUUUGUGCAAAUUCAUCGGAGCAAGUGUGGAUUCUCCAGUCACGAUUUUAACUGAAUAUUGUUCUCGAGGUUCGUUGCAAGAUUUUCUCGAAGGCGAUACUGACUGGGUGGACGUAGAUGAUGUUUUCAGGACUUCUUUGAUAAUGGAUAUUGCCUAUGGCAUGCAGCAUAUUCACCGGAGUACAAUUCAUUCACACGGUAAUUUAAAGUCAUCAAAUUGCCUUGUCGAUAGCAGAUUUGUGGUAAAGAUUACAGACUUUGGGCUGACGUCGUUUCGUAACAGGGAAAGAAGAGACAGCGUUGUUGGAUACGAUCACUGGAAAGACAUGAUAUGGACGGCACCUGAGUUACUCAGGGAUGACAAUGCACCUUUGAAGGGAACGCAGAAAGGAGACGUUUACAGUUUUGCAAUUAUUGUGCAAGAAAUAUUGUACAGAAAAGGGGCAUUUUAUCUUGGCGAGUCAGAAGAGAAUAAUUGGACGCCAAGAGACAUUUGCGAGCGAGUUAAGCUGGUACAACUCAACAAUCCAUUCCGACCAACACUUGCUGACAAUGAUGACGUGAUAAUUGAAACUAAACUACGAACACUCGUCACAGAAUGUUGGGGAGAAGGCCCAGAGUCAAGGCCAGGAUUCUCACAAAUAUUGAAUGCAUUCAAAGCAAAGAAAAAACAAAAUUUAGUCGACAGCCUUCUUGUAAGACUAGAACAAUACUCAAAUAAUCUUGAAGAAAAAGUUGAAGAAAGAACAGACCAAUAUAAAGCAGAAAAAGAACGUGCAGAUACAUUAUUAUACCAAAUGCUUCCAAAGAGCGUUGCAGAAAGAUUAAAACGCGGACAAGAUGUGCUGCCAGAAAAAUUUGACAGCGUCACAAUAUAUUUUAGUGAUAUUGUUGGAUUUACUGCAAUCAGUCAUGAAAGUACACCGUUUCAAGUAGUUGAGAUGCUGGAUCAUCUUUACACAAUGUUCGAUGAAAUUGCGGAUAAAUUUGAUGUGUACAAGGUUGAGACUAUCGGAGAUGCAUAUAUGGUUGUAUCUGGAUUACCAGACAGAAAUGGAAAAGAACAUGUUCGUCAAAUUGCCAGAAUGUCUCUUGCAUUGAUCAACGGAGUGGAACAUUUUGAAAUACCGCACAUGCCCGACAGAAAAAUGAAACUUCGCGUGGGAAUUCAUAGUGGGUCGGUUGUAGCCGGAGUGGUCGGACAAAAAAUGCCCAGAUAUUGUUUGUUUGGAGAUACUGUUAAUACUGCAGCAAGAAUGGAACAGAAUGGUGAAGCACUCCGGAUUCAUGUUUCACCGAAUACGAAGAGUCUGCUAGAUGAAUUUGGGAAUUUCAUUAUUGAAAAGCGUGACACUCUGGUCCCUAUGAAGGGCCUAGGAACUUUACAAACUUGGUGGCUCGAAGGAGAGGACGUUGAAAUUGAUAUUGUUCAAGAAUUAGAAAAAUCGUAUGGACAUUAUAUAGGCGAACUGGAGACUAUUUCAAACAAGAGGAUUAGUGCUUCAUCCGGAUAUAGUUCAGCACGAACCAGUAUUGAAGUCGGGAGAAUGAGGGUGUCAGUCACGGGAGUUGAAGAUGAAGUGGAUGCCCGUGUAGAUUGUGUCAGCAAACCAUAUAAAGAGUCGAGUCUGCCUAGCGUUGUCACAUUUGAAUCAGAAUGUGAGCGACCCAGCAAAUACCCAUCACCGCUUACACAAUGUCGCAAAGAUCGUACAACAAGAAACCGACAAGCAAUAACUUUCAGCGAACAUCAAAAUCAUCGAGAACGACGAAUAUCAGUUGAAGGAUUUCCGCAUGAAUUAGCCGAGCAACUGCCUAGAUUGCGACAAUUGCAACAUGAGAGACACAGUAGCGGUGUAAAACCCUUUAAGCCUGCUACUCCUGGAGCUGUUUUUGACAUUGUGGAAGACGUUAGGCCUCAACGAAAAGUCAAGUUUGAAGACAGCGAUGGUCACGAAAAUAGUUUUCAUUCUCCCCGCACGAAGAAGAAAAAAUUCAGAAAAUCAAAAAUAGUAAAUGUAUUUCAAAACUCAGGUUACGAUGACUCUUUAUCUUCAAAUGAUGAAACGACAAGGCUCUGAAGAUGAGAGUAUUUGAUGCCAUAAAUCAAUAAUAAAAUUAAAAAAAAUAGAUACGAUUUAAGAGUUGUAAGCAGCAAUACCUUCCACGAUAAUUACGUUUUGGCAAGAGUACGAAAUCAUAUAUUGAACGACGGUAUUUGAAAUUAAUCCCUGACUAACGUACGGAUGCGGAUUGUACAUUCAAAUAGCCUUGUGAACUAAUAUUAUAAAUAAUAUUGUUGUCCACGAUGAUAUUAUGUCGUCCAAAAAACAUUCUGUCUAUCCGAAAAUAAAUCAUUUUUCCAUUCUAUAUUUUAAAACGCAACUUGAAAUGCCC